AUGCAGAUCCGCGACGAAACGCAUAUCCGCGACGAAAUGCAGAUCCGCGACGAAAUGCAGAUCCGCGACGAGAUGAAAGAUUACCAUAAUGUCCUGCGCAUCGAGAACCCGCAGCGCCCCAUGGCGCCGCCAUUGCCCGUCGCCGUGUGCUUCAGUCACCUCCUCCUCCUGCUGCUGCUGUCCUCCUCGCACCACGCGCACGCGGCUCCUACAAUUCACCCGUCGCAAGUCUCCGUGCUGCGCCAGCUGUCGUCCGCGUGCGGGCUGACGUACACCUCGUGGGCGGAAGGCGCGGAUUGCGCCAAUGCCGCGGGGCUAACGUGCGAUGGCGCGGGGAUGAUUCAGAGCUUGUCGUUGUGGGAUGAGGGCAUGGAGUGCGUCCUUCCUAGCUACAUCAGCGACCUUAGUGCCCUCACAUCGCUCAAUCUGAGCAGCAACACCCUCACAGGCAGCCUGCCCUCCGCCAUCGCCAAUCUCACUCAGCUCAAGUACCUGGAUCUGAGUGUGAACAAGAUAACGGGCAGCAUACCACUGGAGAUUGGCAAUCUCUCCAGCCUUCUCUCCUUUGACAUGCGGUACAAUCAACUAACGGGUCUCAUCCCCAGCACCGUGGCACUCCUCUCCAACCUCACAUACCUCGACCUGGGCUCUACCCGCGAGUCCCCAUCCAGCAUGGACAUGGUCAACCAGCUCUCCGGUCCCAUCCCGCCUAGUCUCGGCACUCUCCGCAACCUCACCUUCCUAGGGCUCAGUUCCAAUCGCCUGAACGGGUCCAUACCAGCAAGCCUCGGUAGCCUCGCCAGUCUCUCGUACCUGGACGUGAGCAGCAACCAGCUGAAUGGCACCAUCCCGGCCGCUAUUGGCCGCAUGCGCAGCCUCAAACUCAUUGACCUCAGUGACAACUACCUCUCGGGCCCCAUCCCGUCCUCCAUUGGGCUUCUCUCCAAUCUCUCUUUCCUCAAGCUCGCCUCGAACCUACUCAACGGCUCUCUGCCUGCUACGCUCUUCAACCUCACACAGCUCGUGCAUCUCGAUGUGGGGUCAGUGAGGAAGAGGGUGUACUAUGCGAGUCAGAAGAACCAGAUACAGGGACCUCUGCCGGACACUGUUGGCAACCUCACUGCCCUCACUGCCCUGGGCAUGAGCAACAACCUACUCUCGGGUGCCAUACCUUCCUCCAUCGGCCGCCUCCUCUCGCUCGUCUACCUUGACCUACACAACAACAUGUUCAACGGGUCCAUUCCAGAUUCCAUUGGCAACUUGGCACAGCUCAAAACGCUUUUCCUGGGCGGCAAUGAGCUGUCAGGCUCCCUGCCUGCGUCCAUAGGCAACCUCUCCAACCUGCAAGUGCUUGCUCUGCGCAGCAACGGCCUGGGUGGGUCACUUCCAAGCUCCAUUGGUGGCCUUGGGAGCCUCGAAGAGCUUGAGCUGCGCAACAACAGCAUACAAGGCCCCUUGCCACCCACACUGGGCAACCUAAUCACCCUCUACUCCAUGAGCUUGGACAAGGCAGUGGGGUGUCCCAACGCUGACAAGUGCGAUGUGAAGCAGUAUCGCGGAUCAGAGUUCUGCGAUCGAUGCAUGCAAUUCUGCACAAUUUGCCCACAAUACAAUAAUGGGUGCAGCCGGCCUCCAGCACUUGAGUGGGGGUUGACAUACGAGGAUUGGAAGGUGGGGGGGGACUGCAACCGCGCGCCAUAUGUCUCAUGCGAUGAGGACGGCUUCGUGGUCUCCAUGUCCCUGAGUGGUGGUGUGACUGGCACCAUACCCACUGCACUCGGUGCUCUUACUCGCCUCCGUUACCUGGACUUGAGUAACAACGACCUCUCUGGGUCCGUUCCCGAUGCUCUCAGCACACUUACCAGACUCGUCUUCCUGUACUUAGAGAACAACGCUUUAUCUGGCAUCUUCCCGUCAAGCCUGUGCGACCUCCCUCUUCUCGAAUCCCUGUGGAUGCACCACAACGCGUUUGAGGGCGCUCUCCCAGACAUCAUCUCCGGCCUCUCACAGAUGAGAAGCCUGAACUUGGCGAGCAAUCAGUUCACGGGGCCUCUCCCAAGCACCAUCGGCAGCAUGGAACAGCUGCAGUACUUGGUAAUGCCAGAUAAUGCGCUAGACGGCACUCUCCCCUCAACCAUUGGCAACCUCGCCUACCUCGCCAUUCUUGACAUGAACAACAACAAGUUGAGUGGGGAGCUGCCGGUGUCCUUUGGCAGUCUCUUCGCGCUGCAGUACCUCUACCUGCGCAACAACCAGCUCACAGGAGCCCUCCCGGACAUCUUCCAAUACCUCCCCCUCUAUCACCUGGACUUGAGCAGCAACCAGCUCUCCUCGACCCUGCCCACAUCCCUCGGCAUGCUCGAUAACCUUGCCGUCCUUGAUCUGGGCAACAACCAGUUGACAGGACCGUUGCCUGCCACUAUCAGCGGCCUUACGAACCUGCAGCUUAUGUACCUGCCAUCGAAUCAUCUCUUGGGCCCGCUUCCAAGCACCAUUGGCAAGCUCAAGUCUCUCCAAGUCAUGCAUCUGAGUCGCAACUGGAUAGAAGGCGCCAUCCCCAGCACCAUCAGCGCCCUCACCAACCUCUGCCAGAUCAUUCUCAAUGCCAACGUGCUCAACCAGCCGCUACCAAACGCGUUCAAGAAGCUCACCGACUUGAACACUCUGAGGCUGGAGGAGAAUCAGCUGCCUGGAUCCAUUCCAGUCAGCAUCGGCAACUUGGUGUCUCUUACCGCGCUGGAUCUGCGAUGGAAUGAUCUCACAGGCACGGUCCCCGCCACUCUGGGGAACAUCACUUACCUUGAUAUCCUCAAUGUGGACACUGCGGACGUGACAUGUGGGGUGGGUGGCAGCUGCGAGGUGCAUCAGGUCUUGUGGUCUGCCUUCUGUCGCCUCUGCCCUGACUUCUGCUCCUCUUGCACCGAAAAAAAGGUGAACCCGCCAUGCAAGACAAGGCGCAGGGCGUGUCCGCGCAAGAAGGCAUGUCCCAAGGGCAAGCGCUGCAGGCCCUAUGUCCGCAGCUGCUUGGGCUACAAGUGCGUGUGA
Messenger RNA from Closterium sp. Yama58-4, 3045 nucleotides. Lineage: Eukaryota; Viridiplantae; Streptophyta; Zygnematophyceae; Desmidiales; Closteriaceae. The record is from the annotation of a GenBank genome assembly.